AACUUGGAUCGAGAAAGUAUCUAUUCAUUUGACUCCGUAAGCACCAAUGGUCGAUUACUUGAUCGUCUUGGUUUUGACAACGACGAAACGUAUGACGAAGAAUACGAACUUGCAAAGAGAGAAAGCUUGAUAUCCGUGCAGUCAACAGGACGUCUUCUUGAUCGUCUAGAUUUGGAAGACAGACCUGGCAAUAGACAAUUUCCUCAGAAAUUUAAACCUAUAUCAGUCUCCAACUCCAUCAGCAAAGACAGGCUUCCUCCUGUUUCUUCUCCAGGAACAUUGCACAAUAAUCUCGCUGCCAUCAGAGGUCUUUCCAAAAAUGGCAGUCACAGCAGCGUUUCCUCUAACUCUCCGCGAGAAACUCACGUCAGUCUCAAACAUGUACCUAUGAAAGUCGUGUUUCAAACGACUAACAACUCUGUAGAUUCGUUCAAAUCGGAUAUGGCUUCAAUCAAUAAAAUCAGAACAGGCUCCUCGGCUUCGUUAUCAACCUUAACUCGUCCCCUUCAACAUACGUCAUCUUCAUCUUCUUCAAACUCAUCUUCACCUUCAUUGACACAUUUGACCAUUCAAAGACGAAGCUCAGAUACUUUGCAAGCAUCCGGUCCAAUGCCUGACAGUCCUGAUACUCUUAACCAAUUCGAUGUAGAAUUCAAAGAUUCACUUGACAGAACGUCUGAUUCGCCAAUCGAUACACAGAUUACGCAGUCACAGCUUCCAAUGAGAGGAGUAAUGCGUACACCUUCGGCUCCUAUUAUUAGAGGAAAUAACGAGUUCAUUGAAGGAAGGAGAGCCAUAUCUGAAGGAAGUAGUAUCAGUAUCACCAGUGUCAAUGGCAUUUCUCGUACGCCUUCAGCUACUUCUUCUACACAACAUUCUGAGUCGUCACAAAAUAGUGACCUUUCACCCGAAUCUAGAACCAGGUUGGCUCAACAAUUUAGAGCAAUGGGAAAACACCGAGAAGCAUCGUAUCAAUUACAGAUUGCUGCGAACGCUCCAUUCAACUACCCUCCGGCAAUGUUGCUCUAUGCCAUGGCAUUGAGAUUUGGCCAUGGAGUUAAGCAGAACGAUAAACAGUCAAUCAAGUGGCUCUGUAGGUGUAUUCUCGUGCACAGCACGCAUUCUAACUUGGUAAAUGUCUCCCAGGUUAUGGAAAAACUCAACUUAUUGCAACCAGAAGAUUUGGUAAAACUAAUCAUACGAAAUCUUGACAACACAAAUGACAAGGAUCCGCAGAUGAACGGAACUGAUGCCAUUAAGUUGUUCAACAUCUUCUCGACUUUUUCAAAAGCCCAGAUUUCCCGGAUUGCCUCCAUCUCCAAAAGCCAGGCUGACGUCGUAGCUGUAAGCUACCAUGAGUUAGGAAAGACAUUGUACCAUGGCUGGGGAUUGGAAAAUCGCGAUGAAAUCAAUGGGAUCAAAUGUAUAUCUAAAGCCGGCUCUUUGGGCUAUGUAAAUUCCAUGGUAGAACUAGGGGAAAUAUGGUGUUCUAAGUCGAAAUACCACAAAAAAGACCCACACAAGGCAGCAGCAUGGCUUCGUUUGGGUGAAAUCUUCGGUGUCAAAUCAAUGGGUAACAGUUGGAUUUACAAGGACAAGUAUAUGAUUACCAAAUCAUAG
Molecule: messenger RNA, 1620 nt
Organism: Scheffersomyces stipitis CBS 6054
Lineage: Eukaryota; Fungi; Ascomycota; Pichiomycetes; Serinales; Debaryomycetaceae
Exons: 1
Molecular function (GO): protein binding
Source: RefSeq, a predicted model, not a curated record